Messenger RNA from Helobdella robusta, 1167 nucleotides. RefSeq lists its product as hypothetical. NCBI's taxonomy places the organism in Eukaryota, Metazoa, Annelida, Clitellata, Rhynchobdellida, Glossiphoniidae. The transcript is spliced from 4 exons. Gene Ontology annotation, cellular component: membrane. Bases 1 to 1167 code for a protein of 388 amino acids. The record is from RefSeq and is a predicted model, not a curated record.
AUGGUUAAAAUAUACACACCACCAUCACCCUUCAAAUGGAGGUUAUUAAGCCUCGGUUUCACAAUUGCUUUCCUCUCAACAAUCCUCCUAAUCUACUACCACAGAACCUGGCAUAGUCAAAACCAAUCGCAUUACUUUCUAGAACUUUCGGCAAAAUACGAACUAACAAAUUUUAGUAGUGGUCUGAAAUUUCUCUGCUGCGUGUCUGCUGCGACAUGUGUCGUUGCUAUAGCGGUUAAUUUCAUGGCAGAGCAGCUUGACAUGUGGGAUGUUUUUAAGGAUGGCGUUAAAAGUUACGGGCACUUGUUUGGUUAUCAGGUUCUUGCGCUUGUACUGGCAACUGGUUUUUGCUACGCAGUCAACUCUAAAGUCAGAAACGAGUCGUACCCAGACAUCUACGCUACAUGGGGCAACGUAUCGGCAAACCAACACAACCUGCCAACCCUUCAAAAUCUCCAACAAACCUAUAAAUGUUGCGGAUUUGAAAGUCUGGACGAAUGGAAGAGGAUAAAUUGGUGGAGGGACGAUGACGAGAGAGAAGAUAACUUGUCUCAAGUGCCUAAGAGUUGUUGCGUGGAUCAAAUUUGCCCUCGUACCUUAUACAUUUGGAACAGCACACAAGUCCACAAAAGCAGCUGCUCGACUUUCAUACUGAGUGACAUCACAACAGAAGUUAGAAACAACUUCCAGGCAAUGCUGUGUCUGACUGGUCUGCACCUUCUCCUCCUUGGUUCUUUCCUUUUUUUGUUCAUCUCGAGAGGUGAUGAGUGGAGAGAUUUUGAAGAUAACGAGGACAGAAUCGAGGAAUUGCAUGCCGUCAGGGAAGUGGCAACCGAACAAGAAGCCAAGAAACACAAAAGGAAAGGUUCUUACAUGUUCGUUGAGGAAACGACAGAAACGGCAUCUGUAGUAACCGAAAAGUUGGAAGCUGACCCACUGAUAAAAAAACUUCCACCGGGCUAUAUGAAACAGUUCAACAUCAGCAACAGAUCCACCGGAGCUCGCACGCUGGGCCUUUCAGCCAGAAUGAAUGAUUUUGGCUCGGUUGGGGGGUUAGCUUUGUCGGACAAAUUUUCCGAAAUUUCUUUGCUCUCUAGUCAUAUUUCUCAUGCUUCUGAAAGAAAAGAUCGUGUGAAUGAAAAACAUAAAAAACCAUUGAGGAAAUGA